Molecule: messenger RNA, 1467 nt
Organism: Penicillium macrosclerotiorum
Lineage: Eukaryota; Fungi; Ascomycota; Eurotiomycetes; Eurotiales; Aspergillaceae
Product: WD repeat WDR12/YTM1 family ribosome biogenesis protein
Exons: 2
Coding region: 1-1467 (488 amino acids)
Biological process (GO): ribosome biogenesis
Cellular component (GO): preribosome, large subunit precursor
Molecular function (GO): protein binding
Source: RefSeq, a predicted model, not a curated record
AUGAGCGAAGACCAAGGUUCAUCUGCUGCGGAGGCUGUGCAGAGACAAGUUCGUGUGCAGCUCACCAGCAAGCAAGAAGAUGUUGCUCUGCCUGAAAGCACUGGUCCCAUUUUGGUUCCUACCGGAUUGCGACGAUAUGCGCUUUCGACACUGGUUAACAACCUUCUGGGAAGCGAGAAGCCGAUUCCAUUCGAGUUUUUGAUCAACGGAACAUUCCUUCGUACCUCGAUCGAUGAAUACCUGACUUCCCAUGGCAUAUCUUCUGAAACUACUCUUGAGAUUGAAUAUGUCCGAGCCCUUAUUCCCCCGCUUCACAUCGCAUCCUUCCAGCAUGACGAUUGGGUCAGCGCAACCGAUGUCCUCUCAGCGACCUCCCACGCUGCGUCCUGGGCAUCCGGCGCUACCUUUUCCAAGGGCCAGGAAAGAAUUCUGUCCGGUAGUUACGAUGGUUUCCUCCGUAUUUGGAACAUGUCUUCCGAGACCAUUGCCACCUCUCCCGCUGCCGCCGAAGGAGGACACACCGCAUCUAUUAAGGCUGCUAAGUUUGUGUCGCCAAACCAGAUCGCUUCGGCUGGGCUAGACCGGACGGUUCGCCUGUGGAAAUAUACCGAGGAUGAUGAGUUCACUGGAAAGAUCUCUCCCCAGCUAGAGCUGUAUGGACACAAGUCUGGUAUCGAAUCGCUGGCUGUGCAUGCUCCGUCUAACCGUCUUCUUACUGCUUCCUCUGACCAUACUGUCGGUUUUUGGUCGACUAAGAAGGCCGACGCCCCUGCUGCUCCGGAAGGUCUUCUCCCAUCCAACACUUCCCGGACAUCGAAGCGAAGAAAGCUGAACUCCUCUCUGAGCACCCCGCAGCGCGGCCCUCUGGCUCUUCUUUCGGCCCACACUAGCCCCGUCUCUGCUGCCAUCUUUGAUGCCAAGGACUCGACUGUUGGUUACUCGGCCUCCUGGGACCACUCUCUGCGAACCUGGGACCUGGUGACUGCUACUCUCGUUGACACUCGCACCACGUCCCACUCCCUUCUCUCUCUGGAGCACCUGCCCGAGCAUAACCUCCUGGCUGCUGGUACAUCUGCCCGCCACAUUACUUUGAUCGACCCUCGAGUAUCUGCUACAACUGUGGCAGCGCUGACCCUCCGUGGUCACACCAACGCCGUAGUGAGCUUAGCUCGCGAUCCCCACAGCACCUACGGUCUGAUUAGUGGCUCACACGACGGAACCUGCCGAAUUUGGGAUAUUCGAUCGACCAAGACCGACAAAGACGGCGUUGUUGGCGAGAGCGUCUACUCAAUCUCCCGAAAAAGUCUUGAGGAGGAAGGUAAGGCUGAUAGCAAGCGUGUUGGCGGUGAGGGCGUCAAGGUCUUCAGUGUAUGCUGGGACCAGACUGUGGGCAUCGUGAGCGCGGGUGAGGACAAGCGGAUUCAAAUUAACCGUGGUGAAGGAGUUUUGUCCUCGAUGAAGGAGUAG